AUGGCGGCCAAGUACGCUGCGCAGGACCUUUCCGACGCGGCACUAGGAGGUCCAAUUGGCCUUAAAGAUGGCUACUUUGUCGACAACUACGGUCGCACUCUCACGCUACACGGCCUCAACAUCUCUGGUGCCAGCAAGCUGCCCACGACGCCCAAUGGCCUGUCUCAUCUCACCGACGGCUUCUUCGAGCACCGCACAGUGACCUUCAUCGGCCGGCCACGGCUGCAGGCUUGGGGCUUGCCGCUGAUACGACUGCUUGUUACGUGGGAAUCGAUUGGACACUCCGGGCCGGACCCGGAGACCGAUGUUGAUCUAGAGUACAUCGACUACCUGCGCCAGCUAAUUGAGACCAUGCCGAAAUAUGGCGUCAAGUGCUUCAUCUGCGCUCACCAGGACGUAUGGAGCCGCUUCAGUGGUGGCAGCGGUGCACCCGGUUGGACAUUUGAGGUUGCUGGGCUCGACGUCGAAGCGUUCACCGAGACUGGUGCCGCAUAUGUGCAUGGGCAGGAUGAGCUGAGGAGAGCCACUGCGCCUGUGAAUGAGAAGGAACCGAGCGGUCCGUUUGUGUGGCCGUCUGGGUACCAGAAAAUUGCGGCGUCGACGAUGGCGACGUUGUUUUGGGCCGGCGACGCUCUGGCGCCGAAGCUGCAAUGCAAGCGGUCGAAAGAUGGCAGGGAUGAGACUCCGUUGAAUGAGCCGCAUCGAGGUCUUGUCAAUCUUCAUGGGUUCGAUGGUUGGAACUACGAUACCGACCUUCACAUCGGAUAUUACCCGUCCUUGACACAAGCGCUCGCACUUGCCAGUGGCUACGCUCAAGAGGUCAAUUACUACGUCAAGUCUUGGCCGUUCCCUACUCGGAUUUCCCACAAAACUGUUGUCGAUCCAAAGGGAAGAUCUGCCUGGCUGGUGGCUAAGCCAACUGCAUCGAAACCACAGAACUAUGGUCUUGGCGAAUGUGUAUGGCGCGCUCACGGCGUCUGGGAAUGGGACGAAGCGAAAAAGGGCCCAAAGGUCCUGCAGCAAGACUACUUUGAGGUGGACCAUCGGCCAGGUCGUGAAGGCAAGCCGCUGGAGUGGUACCGCGACUUCUACGGUCCCUUCCUCAAGCGCUUCUCGGAACGUGUCUCACGGAAAUCGCCCCGCCAGUUCUGCUUCUUUGAGCCGAUACCGAACGAGUUUGUGCCACCUUGGAUCGGCCAGGACGGCAAGGUGGACGAAGCCGGACAGAAGCAGACAUACGCAACCAAGACAAUCAUCGACACACCGAGGCCAGAAAAUCUCGUCUUUGCUCCUCAUUUCUACGACCUCAAUGUACUAUUCAGCAAGCAUCACUCAUGGAUGAGCGUGAACGUACAAGGCCUCUCCAGGGGCAUGUUCAUCUUGAAGGCACUCUACUUCGGCGCCAAGGCGCUUCGACAAAAUUACCGCACGCAGCUCGCCAACAUCCUCAAGUACGGGCAAAAGUCGCUAGGAACCCACGUGCCCGCCCUCAUUGGCGAGGUUGGCAUACCCUACGACAUCAACGGCGGCGAGGCGUUUAAGACGGGCAACUACGAUAAGCUGCGGGAGCUGAUGCAUGCGCUUGUCUCUGCCAUGGAGGAUAACAACCUCGCCUUUACGCUGUGGAAUUAUAACCCUGAUAAUCGAGUGGAGUACGGCGAUGGGUGGAACAAGGAGGAUUUCUCUGUCGUUAACGGCGACAGUGAAGCGAAGCCGGGCCACAUUUUGCCAGAUUAUGCAAACGAGGCGCAUGAGGAUGAUGAGCUGUACCGCGGUGGGAGGGUGUUGGACGUGAUUAUUCGUCCUUACGCCGUCAAGACUGCAGGUCGCCCCGUUCGCUCGGACUGGGACCCGCGGACCCUCCACUACGAGUUCGAGUGGACGUCAGAGGCCGAACGUGGCGCCACAAACAGCAAAAGUCAACCCGAAAAGUCCCGUACGACGGAGAUAUUUGUGCCAAAGUACCACUACGCGCAGCGCAACAUCGACAUCAAGGUCAGCGACGGAGAGUGGUCGUAUGAGCCGGAUCUAGCGACGUUGUACGUGCAACAUGACGGAAGCAAGAGCACGCACCGCUUGACGAUUGAUAUUACGAAUAUUCCGAGGCAUUUGAUGGAGACUGUUGAGAGAAGGCGGCGGGCGUUCCCGCCUAGUUUCCCGUUGAGUCUUGUCUCUCCUAGCACGGAGCUUGCGAUUGAGGAGUUGAUGAUGCCGAUGUUGUUGCCCGGAUUGCUUGUCAUUUUGCUGGCUAUUGUGACGAUGUUUGUCUAA
Messenger RNA from Colletotrichum scovillei, 2271 nucleotides. Its product is annotated as glycoside hydrolase family 5 protein. Gene Ontology annotation, molecular function: beta-glucosidase activity. The transcript is spliced from 3 exons. NCBI's taxonomy places the organism in Eukaryota, Fungi, Ascomycota, Sordariomycetes, Glomerellales, Glomerellaceae. Bases 1 to 2271 code for a protein of 756 amino acids. The record is from RefSeq and is a predicted model, not a curated record.